Molecule: messenger RNA, 1191 nt
Organism: Vicia faba (fava bean)
Lineage: Eukaryota; Viridiplantae; Streptophyta; Magnoliopsida; Fabales; Fabaceae
Source: the annotation of a GenBank genome assembly
AUGGAAGUAGAUAAAUUGGAGAUAAUACCACACGAUACCAACAAUGGCAGCGGCGGCGGUAUCACACCAAAGAAAUCCACCCGCCUCGGCAAGAGAAAGGAGUACAUGCACGACGACACUAGCCAGCUCUCUGCGCGCAAAAAGAAGGAGAUGAGAAUCUGUUUAUCAUUAACGAAGCCUUCCUAUGUUCUUAGACUCUGUCCAGAACCUUUCAGAUCGGAACAUCGUCGGAGAUUGCGGUACCUGCUGCGUAGGCUCGUUAAUCAACAGGAUUGGGUUGGAGCUAGCGGUGUUAUUAGUGUUUACAUGAAAGGGACUCUUAAGGAUACUUCUAUCUUGACGAAUCGUUUCCAGUUUUCGUCUUUACUAGAGCUUCUUAAGCAUGUGGGAAACCAUUCUAUCAAUUUAAGAAGGGUCGGGAAUCUCUACGACAUUUGGUCAAAGAAGAUUGGAUCAUUGAAGAUUAGAUCAAUGAAGACUUGGGCAGUACAGAGUAGACAUGCAGUUCUUUUGGAGAACAUCUUGUUCUAUCUUAUGCAAGGCGAUGCUGAGAAGGCAUAUCAGCUUGCUGUAUGCAUUGACCAAGAGAAAGUAGAUAUUGAUCCUGUUUCAAAGAUAAUAUUGGGUUUGGCAUUCUAUGAGCGGUGGUAUUCUUCUAUUCCCGAAGAAUUUCAGUGGAGAGAUUUAGAUCAAAUUGACGGCAAAGAGAACUCACAUACGGAGGGAACUUCAUUCAGCAAUGAAGUUAGACAGUCAAAGUGGCAUAAUACAGUUGAGUCGCACAUGGCAGACUCCCAAUAUCAAUGCUACUCAGAUUCAUCUGUCAUGAAUAAUAAGCAAAUGUCUAAGGAUGUUGGCCUCCAUAAUGAUAUGAUUGUUUCCGUGGAUGUUAAAGCUAACCAUAAAAGAGAACAACUGCGUCAAAUCUUUCAGCCGCAAGAUUUUUACUUGGCUUCUGAUGAAAAUCAAGUAACAGGAGAUCCUUUUUCUAAUAGCGGAGGUCUUACACAAUAUAUCUUGAGUGCUCUUGGGAGGCUUGAUUUGUGGUUGCUGCCCUUGCGUUUUGAGAAUGUUAAUGGUUUGUUGGAAUUCAUGAUCAACCACAAAAAGUCAAAAAAGGCCUGGAUUGCAGUGGGCCUAAUUGCUUCAAAAACCUCCCUUUGGGUUCAGACACCCCCAUGGGUGCGGUAG